Molecule: messenger RNA, 3111 nt
Organism: Malurus melanocephalus (red-backed fairy wren)
Lineage: Eukaryota; Metazoa; Chordata; Aves; Passeriformes; Maluridae
Gene: TANK
Product: TRAF family member associated NFKB activator
Exons: 10
Coding region: 285-1757 (490 amino acids)
Biological process (GO): canonical NF-kappaB signal transduction
Source: RefSeq, a predicted model, not a curated record
GCACGGCAGGAAGUCGGUUCUGGUUCCUGGGUUAAGGCGCUCGGGCAGCAGCGAGCGCCCUGUGCCGGGAGCGGCCGCGGGCUCCGUGAGGCGCUCGUUCCCAGUUCUCAAGAUGAUGGUUGUGUAACUUACAAAAUAUUUCAAUCGAAAAAUCUGUUUUGAAAGCAGAAACAUGUAGAGAAGUACGGCAGCUGGAUGGCACCUAUGUUCUCAUCUCUCAUAUGAGCCUAUGAGAGAUCUGUUAACUUGACCAUCUUUCCAGUGAUGAAACAACAUUGGGAAUUAUGGACAAAAACAUUGGUGAGCAGCUUAACAAAGCUUAYGAAGCCUAUCGACAAGCGUGCAUGGAUAGGGACCAUGCUGUGAAAGAACUACAGCAAAAAACAGAAAACUACAUGCAGCAAAUACGUGAACAGCAGGAAAAGAUAGAGCUUCAAAACAGCAUUAUUGCAAAACUGAAAUCACAGUUGGCUGCUCUGAAUGCUAAUAGAGGCAAUGCGCAUCCUUACAUUCUGAUGCAUGAAGACAUUGAAACAUCCAACUUACUUUUCAGCCAGCUCUCUGAAAAACUGAACGUAGCAAAGCAAAAAGAAAAACUCCUAAAGGAACAGUUAGACAGUGAGAGCAUGAAAUUGAAGCAACUUGAGGACAAAAGCAAUCAAAAGGAAAGGAAGCUUUUAUCUAUUAUUUCCAGUCAAGAUGAUAAGAUAAGAAAUCUGAAAAGCAAAUUGCAUGAAUUAAGUGAAGCACAAAAGGGUGUACAGAUGCCAACGUAUAAAAGGGAGGUGAAAAGUAAGAAAGUUGUUCCAGAUAAGCCUGAAUUAUCUCUAGUGAUUUCACCUAUGUCUGAAAGAGAGAAUCCGGAGACUAUUUUCCAGGACAUGAAAGAAGAAUGUCAUCGAAUAUGUAUGCUAGCCAGAGAACAAACAGACCAACUGAGUAAAUUUAAGAUAAAGCCAGAACCUGAAACUGAAAUACAGUUUUCCAUGCCGAUACAGUGCACUGAUAAAACUGAUGAACAAGCAGAAGAGCUUUUUAAGCCUCGGGUUAUAAAGGAUAUAAAUAGAGGUGCAUCAUGCAUCACAUCUAUCACACCAAGAGGAGUGGGCCAAGAUGAGGACAACAACUCUGUAGAAUCACUUUCUAAAUUUAAUGUCAAGUUUCCACCUACAGACAAUGACUCUGCUUUCUUGCAGAGCACUCAGGAAAAACCAACAGUUCCUUGUACUGGUAUAUCUGAAAACAUGCUUCAAGAUCAUCAUUUUAACCUGGAGCACAGAGACCAUGCUGUUAACCUCAGUAAAUUGGAACCUAAAUCAUUUGAAGCUCAUGGCAUUGAUCUCAUGACCUCAGCUUUACAAAGCUUAACUACUGUUGACAAAACAAACCUGCCAGAUCAUGUAAAGAUGCCCAUAGAAAAUAUCUGUGACAAACCAUGUUUAAAAACAACAGACAGUGGUUUCACAUUUGUACCUAAGCACACAAACCAGGGUGUACCUGAAGUAAUUUUUCCUUUAGAAGCUGCUGGAACAACUGUCAGAGGUCCUCAUCAGGUAUCCUUCUAUAAAUACUCUACAUUUCAAAAAAUGCUCAUUUGGCAGCCUCAAGACAAUAAUUUGCUGGCACAAGCAUAUGCAGACUCUGAACUGAAUCAGUGUGGAAUAUGUGAAUUCUGUCGAGAAGUUUUCCCACCAUCUCUAACAUCUAAGGAAGAUUUUCUUCGGCAUCUCAAUUCCCACUUUAAAGUACAGUCUUAAUGUAUGAGAAUUCAAUGGUUCACUGUUUUUGCAUACAUUUAUACAUUUUCUUUAUUCAAUAGAUAKGAUAAGAGUUUAAGAAUUAAGACUUCUUGUUACAAGAACUCAAGACUGAAAUUGUUUGUGAGAUAAGUACAUUUUUAGUUGUCUUUUGACAAGCCAAAAUGAAACUCACUCAGUACUGUAAUUCACAUUUUUAUUUGUUAUGCUUCACUAUUAACUUGGAGAGUGAUGUCACUUUUAUUUUACCAAUUAAUCUUUGCCUGAAUAGGCCUGAAGUUGUGGUUAUAUUUAUGAAUGUAGACUUKCAGGAUUAAUGCCUUAAUCUGACUGGCAAAAACUGGUGUAAUGCUGGGAUUUUUUUUUACAAUAUCCAGUGAUGAGUUUAUGUUCUUCUUAAAGUAAACAGGAGGGGAAGUAGGCCUUCAUUUUUCAUUUAUAUUGUUUAAUUUCCAAAUUUAACUUACAAUAGUGAACCCCUUAAUUCACAUUCUUGUGAAAUUAUCGCAAUAGCUGAUAUCCAGGUGUGCCAGAAUGAGGAUAGGCUUGUUCACUAGUAACAUAAAUGCAUAAUUGACUUUCCCAGAUGAAUUUUUUWCUGAAGAGAGUUUUCAAAAGCAACACCUAAAUGACCCUUUUGCCAAAAGGAAACAGCAGUGAUUUUAUAAAUUUAUGUUACAUGUUAUUAAAAAAAAAAACUUGUUCACAUACCUUUAUAGCAUUAAUAAUUACUAAAAAUGCUUUCAGGAAACAGGUUAUAUUCRUAUGAAGGAUAGAAAAGGUUAAACUUUCCGCAAAACUCAUAAUACCAAAGAUUAUUUGCCUUCCCUUCUGGUCUGCUGUGUUGGUUGCCCAAGUCUGGUACAGACUAGAAAGGAAAGGAGAAAACCUAAUCACCCAAAUCUCAGUAACUUUAUUUUUAACCUGAAUAUACUUAGUGGCUUUCUCAAUGCAAUUAAAAUUUGUGUUUAGUUGAAACAUUGCAGUCUGAUAAAGUUUGCACAUUUUCUGGAUUUACUGAUAUCAAAUUUAAAAAUAGGGGUGUUGCCAAGUAUUUUAAAUUAACGAUAAAGGGUGCUUGCUUUUUGCAUUUGAACUGAAUAUAGAGUUUAGUCCUGAUGUUGAUAAUUAGCAUUAAUAUUUUCAUAGCAGCAAAGCACAACACUUUUUCUUUUUAAAGACUUGAUUGCAGGUGACAAAUUUCUGGAAGAAUUAACACCUGCGUAAUUUUUAGAAAUGGAUUUUUCUGCAAUUAUUUUCUCUAUUUUAAUCAUGUCAUGUUUGUGACGGGCUGUCAGCGGAGCGUACUGUAAUAAACAGCCGUGUACAGUGCAUGUCUGCUGCAUGACCUGGA